AUGCCGAAGGGGCGGCGCGGCAGCCAGAACCCCAAGAUGAGCCAGCGGCCUGCUCCGCCCCUCUACUUCCCGUCGCUCUAUGACCGGGGCAUCUCGUCGUCUCCGCUGAGCGACUUUAACAUCUGGAAGAAGCUCUUUGUGCCACUGAAGGCGGGCGGGGCGCCGGCGGCCGGGGUGGCGGGGAUAGCGGGGGUCAGACCCCUGCCUCUGGCACCCCCAGCCACGGUGCCGCCGCCGCCUGGCCUGGGUCCCCCCAGCGAGCGCCCGUGCCCUCCGCCCUGGCCGUCCGGCCUGGCGUCUAUACCCUAUGAGCCUCUGCGCUUCUUCUACUCGCCGCCGCCAGGGCCCGAGAUGGCAACUUCAGCCCUGGUCCCGGGCUCCACGACCUCCUGGCUCGCCUCCGCCUCCCACCCCGAGGAGCUGUGCGAGCUAGAGAUCCGGAUUAAGGAGCUGGAGCUGCUCACCAUCACUGGAGACGGCUUCGACUCCCAGCGCUAUAAAUUCCUGAAGGCGCUGAAAGAUGAAAAAUUACAAGGACUGAAGAUGACCAGGCAACCUGGAAAGUCGGCCCCUGUCUCCUGA
Messenger RNA from Chionomys nivalis (European snow vole), 582 nucleotides. RefSeq names its product chromosome 9 C11orf91 homolog (gene C9H11orf91). The transcript is spliced from 2 exons. NCBI's taxonomy places the organism in Eukaryota, Metazoa, Chordata, Mammalia, Rodentia, Cricetidae. Bases 1 to 582 code for a protein of 193 amino acids. The record is from RefSeq and is a predicted model, not a curated record.